Carassius carassius (crucian carp) is the source of this 1076-nucleotide messenger RNA. Its product is annotated as cysteine-rich venom protein ENH1. Lineage: Eukaryota; Metazoa; Chordata; Actinopteri; Cypriniformes; Cyprinidae. The record is from RefSeq and is a predicted model, not a curated record. The transcript has 7 exons. Gene Ontology annotation, cellular component: extracellular region. The coding region runs from base 14 to 724 and encodes 236 amino acids.
GAAGGACGCAAAAAUGUUUGCAGUGACAAUUUGUAUCCUGGGGUUGCUCCAUAUGAGCGCUGCCUGCAGCUUGGUGAGCAUCUGUACAGACCUGCCUUCUGUCCAGCAGGAGAUCGUGGAUGUACACAAUGCCUUCCGAAGGGCUGUGGUGCCGACUGCCAGCAACAUGCUCAAAAUGAGUUGGAGCGAUGCUGUGGCACAGUCAGCUCAGAGCUGGAUUGAUCAGUGUAACAUUACACAUGGACCACCAAGCAGCCGCAUGAUUGACGGAUAUGAAACGGGUGAAAAUCUCUUCAAGGCCUCUGAGGAUUAUUCAUGGACCAAAGUGAUAAAUGCCUGGCACAGCGAAGUCAACAAUUAUGAAUAUCCCACCGGAUCCACCAACGGUCUGGCGAUUGGACAUUACACACAGGUGGUGUGGUACAGCUCGUACGAGGUCGGCUGUGCCGUGGCUCAGUGUGGAAACUCCUACUUCUACGGAUGCCAUUACUACCGCGCAGGGAAUUUCAGAGGAGUCCCGCCGUACUCGCUGGGUGAACCGUGUGCCUCUUGUCCGGGCAACUGUGAAGACGGUCUGUGCACUAAUCCAUGUCCGUACAUAAACACGUUCAGCAACUGCAAUGAACUGAAAGAAAUAGCCACUUGUGACCACUCCUUCGUGAGCCAGUAUUGUCCAGCCAGUUGUCUCUGUGAAGACAAAAUCCACCCUAUUGCAAGGAAAUGAAAUCUUCUAUGGCCAUACUGCAUGAAGUGAGGCCUGUUUUGGAUAGUUGUAGCACAUAUCUCCUAUAAUGUGAUAUAUAUACAUAUUCUUACUUCUUUCUAUUUCUGUUCUUUCUAUAUGUGGAAUACCUCAAAUGUGAUGAUUAUUAAAAAUCAAGGGUACUGUACUUAUAUAAUAUGAUGAAAAAGGCCAGUCUGCAUUGCUUUGUAUCAUUACCUCAACCUUUUUUCAGUAAGGCCUAUACAAUCACAUAUAAGUAAAGCCAUUUGUGUUUUAUAAGCCUUGUAAACCCACAUACUGAAAACAAUAGCUGCUGGAGAAAGCUCAACUUAAGACAGGAUACGUCACAAAA